Messenger RNA from Astyanax mexicanus (Mexican tetra), 3879 nucleotides. RefSeq lists its product as uncharacterized. The record is from RefSeq and is a predicted model, not a curated record. Gene Ontology annotation, molecular function: ubiquitin-protein transferase activity. Lineage: Eukaryota; Metazoa; Chordata; Actinopteri; Characiformes; Acestrorhamphidae. The coding region runs from base 1492 to 3669 and encodes 725 amino acids. The transcript has 8 exons.
GCCCCGGAGGGGCCGUGGAUAAAAAAAAUAAUUAAAUCGUGCUCACGAUUUGCUAUUCGUGCUCACGUUUUCUUUAAAUCGUGCUCACGUUUUGCUAUUCGUGCUCACGUUUUCUCUAAAUCGUGCUCACGUUUUGCUAUUCGUGCUCACGUUUUAUUUAAAUCGUGCUCACGAUUUACUUUAAUUCGAGUGAACGAUUUUUCAGUUCGUGCUCACGAUUUGAAAGCAUGCAAAAAUAAAAAAGUUCCCCCAGCCUUUUUUUUCCAGUUCAUUCGCAACACAGGCGUUGUUCUCUCCAGACCGGGCAACAUACAAUGAUGAAAGUAAGUUAAAGACGUUUAUUUUAUCAAAUGCUUUGAAGCACGCCUGCUCAUAUUUUAUGUUUAUGCUGUGCUGAGUGUUUUGUGACCAACUGGCGUCCGCUCGUGGUUUGAGAAGGUUCAAGCUCGAGCCGAGCCGAGCCCCACAUCAGGUAGCGUUUGCUAGAAACUUGUGGCUAGCCAGAAGCCAAAUGCUUCCAAUUGUGAAUUUCAUUAGCUAGCUAGCGAAUAUAUAAUUCCUAUUUGUCCACAAAGACGGUUAGCGUUCAAGUUAACCCUAAUUUCAAGGUAAGUUCUGUAUUUUGACGCUUAACUAUCCACUUUUGCUAACUGGUUUAGAUGGUCUAUGUAGUUAAAAAGCUGGCCAGCCAGGUAAAAACAUACCCUAUACUGGCAAGCUAGCUGGUUACCCAUUUCAUCAGCAUGUUUUAUUUAAAUUUGAUAAUACUUGACCAUGCCGGGCAUAAAUCUUACAGUAUUAACUUUCUUUAUUCGAUUAAAUGUCAUAUUUUGGGUUAAUUAUUUUCAUAUAUCUGAAAUACAGAAUAGAAAAUAUUCAUGUUUUAUAUUGUUUUAAUAAACAAGUUUUCACCCCUAUUAAUUGCAAAUGUUUUGGGACGCAGGCUUUUAUUUCAAAGAAGGACACAAGGAGCCUGAGGCAGGAAAGCAACAAUGUGAAGUUUAGUAAUUUAGCAUUCCAUUUUAUUGGUAGAAAAUGCUAACAGCUAAUGACAACACAGCUAAAAACUAUUACUGGCAGUACUAGGACAGGUAUACAAAGACCUUCAAAACUACACUGCCAUCUAUGUGAGACAGUGUAGACAACAGCAUAUCAAGUCAGCAUUUCUUGCUGACUUCUAACCAGCUUUUUUUCUUUUUUUACCAACGUUUUUCUUCCAGAUAUUCACAAACAUAUAAAACUGCACUUCUCUUAAAUUAUUUGUAAAAUACUGUUUGUUGAAAAAUCUGUUUUUUGCUGACACCUAAAAAAAAGUAUGGCAAUACCAGCUUUCUUUAAAAAAAUUACAAAAUGUGCAGAAAAGUGUGCUUCCUGUAAUCUUUCAAUGAAUGUUGUGUGCAAACAGUUACUGAAACCAUAUCAGUAUCAGUAAACAAUGGUAAUGUAUUGGAUAUUUUAUUUUGGCAGUAACAGUCUACUUGUGUUUAUAGAAUGGAUGAAGAACUGAAGAGCUUCUUAAGAAAAAGAAACAUUGAAGAGGAAUGCAUACAACAACUUGAGAAAGAAAAGAUCGAUACGUCUGUAAUCCCUUUGAUGGCUGACAAAGACCUUGCAAAAUACUUUCCAAAAGCUGGAGACAGAGUGUCUGUUGUUGCAUUCUGUCGACAAACAGACACGUCAGUUGACCCCAAACUCAGAAAGGAGUCUAUUUUAGCACGGUUGCGACGUAGACUGUCCCCAAGAGAUGAAGACACUGGCACUCCAUCCAGCAAAAAAAGAAAUCUCUGGACGGGUAAUAAAAGUGCACAAAAGCAGCAAAGACGAAUAGAAGUUGGAUGGAUGGAUUUUGAUGCAAAAGAUCAAAGAUACAAGCAAGUAAAAUCAAUAAAUGGUGGUGGGACAAGACAGCUCACAGUAGACAAAGGGACAACUGUGGAAGAAAUUAGAGAACGUGCUGAGAGUUUGUUUUUCCCGAAUGGGGUGUCCAAGAAGAAAAAGCUGGCUUCCUUCAUCACAGAAAUACAAUCAUCUCAAAUUGAGGUCAACAGCUCAGAUACUGUCAUUCAGUUAUAUGAGAAAAGUGGAGUAAGGCUGCUGAGACUGUAUCUCUGUACAAAAGUAAGGAGAGAUACACCCACUGAAGACCCAGAAGACCAACAUUCCCAGCCAACCGUUGACCUUACAGGCAGUGAAGAUGAACAACAAAUUGGUGAUGGAUGUGAGGAAGAUCUUGAUCUGGAAGUAAUUUUUGGAGCAGGCGAGAAUGAUGGUGUAUCAUUAGAUGACACCAUACCAUGUGAAACUCCAGUUGAGCCUCCUACAGUCCCAGAACUCCAGAUAAUCCUGUCACAGACGUCAGAGGGUCCUGUUCCUGUAAUACAAGGCCAUGAAAUAAACCAACCACAGAUGCCAAUGGCCACUGUUCCUGUUAUACUAGAACUUGAAGUCUUCCAGUCACAGAUGCCAGUGGACCCUGUUCCUAUAAUGCCAGAACUUGAAGUGAACCAGCCAGGUGACCAUGUUCCUGCAAUGUCAGAAGUCACAAUGAUUCAGGAGCCACAACUGCAAGCUGCUUUGGACACUACAGUGCUGCAUCCUGUUCAUGUUCUUGGAACUCCAGAACUUACAAUGACUGAGCUGCUACAUACGCCAGAACAACUGGUACCUGAUUAUCCUGAACCUGCAGCUGAAACCCUAAUCAUUCGUCGAGGACAUUGUCUCCUUGACCUGAUUAAUGCUUUCAAAAAUCCAGCCAUUCUACACUCCAAGGUCUCCAUUAAGAUGCGUCUUCCAAAUGGAAAACUUGAAGAAGGGGAAGGAAGUGGUGUUUUAAGGGAUUGCUUAACAGAAUUUUGGACAGAAUUUUAUGAGAGAUGCACUUUGGGCAUGGAUGUGAAAGUUCCCCUUAUUAGGCAUGACUAUCAGUGUGACGAGUGGCAGGCAAUUGGCAGAAUUUUUGUAGUAGGAUGGUUUCAAGCACGCUACUUCCCUGUACAACUGGCCGCUCCAUUCCUAGAAGUAGUUCUGUAUGGCACAAGUGCAAGUAGCCUAAAGGAUGCAUUUUUGCAGUAUGUCUCUGCACAAGAAAGAGAGAUCCUUCUCAAUGCUUUAAAAGACUUUGAGUCUGUCGAAAAUGAUGCUUUGUUAGAUGCCCUUGAGGCCCAUGAGUGUCACCAGGUUCCUACCAAAGAAAAUUUGGUCCCACUGCUAUCACAAAUGGGACACAAGGCCCUUAUACAGGCACCAAUGUACAUUAUUGAGUGUUGGCGUCCAAUUGUAGAAGAGCUAGCAAAUGAUGUUCCACCAGAUGCUCUGGACGGUAUCCUAAAGAAGAAAAUUCCAACAGGAAAGGCAGUGAAGGAUCUCCUUUUCUUCCCAGAAGAAAUGAAUGCAUCCCAAUCAUUAGUAGCCCGAUAUCUAAAGAGAUACAUAAGUGAACUUGAUUUGCAUACACUUCAACUAUUCCUCCGUUUUUGUACUGGUUCCAAUUUGAUUGAUGGGCCGAUUACUGUGGAGUUUAUUGAGACAUCCGACUUCCAAAGAAGACCACAGUCGCACACAUGUGCCAAGAUAUUAAAGUUGCCAAUAGGAUACCAAAAUUAUCCUGACCUUCGCAGUGAUUUUAAUAGCAUACUCUCAAGCUCUGUGUGGGUUAUGGACAUUGUUUAGAUCAGGUUCCAUGUAGAUACACAACACCACCAAUAAAAUGUGUAGGGCAGAGGGUUUCCCAGGACCAGGAUUAAUCACAAAGUGCCGGGUUACAGAUUCCCACAAAUGGUCCUAGAAAUUGUACCCAUAUGGUUUACCAUAUUGAAUCACUCUGUAGCCUUGCGAUUUGUAAAUAAUCCCCUCUGCCCUGCAUAUUUUAUUGGUGUCCCU